Molecule: messenger RNA, 2807 nt
Organism: Tuber melanosporum (Perigord truffle)
Lineage: Eukaryota; Fungi; Ascomycota; Pezizomycetes; Pezizales; Tuberaceae
Exons: 8
Coding region: 423-2444 (673 amino acids)
Cellular component (GO): nucleus
Molecular function (GO): chromatin DNA binding
Source: RefSeq, a predicted model, not a curated record
CAAGCCCAACCCCAUCCCUCACCCCACACCUUCUUUCCCCUCCAUAUUUUUCUCCCUUUCUCUCUUUUUCUUCCGAAUACCGCAUAUCCUUCUUUAUGUCAACAAUUCGGACAAUUUCUUGACCAAAAGCCACCUCUGCGCACUUGCGGCCUAGUCGCGAAUUACUGCCGUAUUGAACGGAUAACUUCGCUUCUAGGCGCUUGCUGCCUUAUUUAAGCUGCAAUGACUACAAGCGAGAGCGCGCCAACUAAGUUCACAGGAAACGCAUCCUUUUAUGUCUUCAUGACGCGUUACCGGCCACCCAUCUUCCUCAAGCGCAACAUCGAAGCGGUUCUAAGGCGAUGCGAGCUAGAGAGGCUGGAAGAAGAAGACAGUGAGGUAUCCACGCCUGUUUCGGGGACUUCGACUCUUCUUAGUGAUCGAUGGUCGAGGUCCUCAGCGAGCCUCCUAUUCCUACCGGUGGAAAGAUGGAACCUGUUUUGAAAAUUGAGGCGAAGUCUUUGAGGCGCAAAUGGGCACCCAAACCUCGGGUUCAUCCUCCAAGUUCAGGCACCCGGAAUUCUCGCACUAGUCGCGAUCGUCGUUCCUUUGAUAAACCCAUAAAUAUCCGUUGCCGGUGUGAGCUCACGAUCUACGAGAAGCUCGAUCCCUUGAGGGCUGCAAAACUCUCCAAUGUACGGCGAACCAGAUCUAGGUCCAGGGAGGAAUCAAGCACAAAUCCACUUGUUCGAUACAGGCAAUUUUGCACAAUCGCAUAUGAUUCUGAAGAGUUUGCGACCAUCGAAAUGCAGGAUCCGUUUUAUAUCAGGGCUGGCGAGCUGUUUGUAUUUACCAAUCGGGGACCAAUCCAGAGUUUUGGCCUAGCAGAGAGUUAUACAGCGGAAUUCGCUUUACAACCAAUCAGUACCGACCAACCUUGGCCUCCCCUAGAUUCAAAUAGCUCAGGGAGAUGGGACGACCCGACCAAUGUCCAACUCGUUGGAGUUUUCCAUUCUCUCCCUAUGGCUCCCGCAUCUGCUUCCCAUGAACUCGAAUUCCGAACAGGUAUACUAGGUGAAACAGGCGAGCGGGCGGAUAUCGAACUUGAGCUGGACUGCAAAUGGGAUAAGCAAGGAACCAUCACACGCGGUGGAGAAGCUUACCAGCUCGUGUCUCCAAGACUACCAACUCCGGUGUCUGAGAGAGGGCGUGAUUUCUCACCCGUAGACUCUGUACUAACCUGUUACGUUUUCAGCUCCCCCGUAGAUGAGGAGCGUUUUCAUCCGUGUAUUGAGCAACCAACUAUCAAACAUCAGCACGCGUUCACUGUCCCCAGAUAUAUAUGCCCUUUUUGUGAUGGAAGAGAACUCACAAAUCUAACUAGUUUACAUUUCCACCUUAUCACCUCUCACGAUUUGUUCCAGUUCAAAGUAAGGCCAAACAAAGCAAAAAGUGGUCUGAGGGGUAACGAGAGGCAUGAGAAUUAUGUGGAGGUCUUUGUAGACCUAGCAAGAGAUGCUAUGGUUGGAAGAGCGAGUGACCAUGUUCCGGAUCACAGGACUUUUCGCUGGGUCAAACCUUCAGAAAUACUUGAUGUCGAUAGAAUACUUGAUGGCGACUGGAGUUGGCUGAACGAAAGGAGAGGCAUAUCCCUACAGAAUCGGAGGGAUACGACGGCUGGAGGGACACUUGUCCCAUUUUCUAAGAAGAGAAUCAAUCUGAAUGAGGUUGGGGAUUUGCCGGUAAACAAAAGACGGAAAUACCGCGUGCCCGUACCCAUGAAUGGGCUGCAAGGGCUGGUGUUUAUAAGAAGUAGAUCGAAAAGAUUUGUAUACCCGGAUGAGGAACUGAGUGAGAGUGACGAUGAUGUCGACGAGGGCUGGCUGCAGAUGGAACACAAAGAAAUCAUCGAAGACUUCACUGAUGUGGCUCGGAAUGAAAUGACCUUCAUGCAGCUCUGGGACAGACAUCUGUUUUUAGAACGGCCGAUUGGAUAUUCACACAUCCCACAAGUUCUGAUUCGCUUUGCCCGUGAGCAAGCUGAAAACAUGAGAACUUCUCAGCUUCUAGUUGAAUUUUGGAAACAUUGUUUGAAUCUUGUCCAAUACGGAAUAAUAGACACCGAAUGUGUAGCCUUCUGUAUGAGGGUCAUCAAAGGCGAAGGCCAAUGGUCCUCUGCUGGACAGACAAAGUGGGGAAUUGGACUGUCAGGGCCGCUUGUACUUGAUACCCAGGAAGCCGCCCCAACUAAAGUUGAGGAUACGGACGUUAUAGACUGCCUGCAGGCGCCAGAGAUAAUCUCGGGGUUUUGCACAUGCGGGAAGCCGUUCGACAAGCCUGAGAUGGUGCUUUGCAAUGGAAACAAAUGCGACACGCGAUGGUUCCAUAGAUCCUGCGUCGAUGCAGAACGAAUGCAAGAGGGUUGGCGGUGUAAAAUUUGUCAAGAAGUCCAGAGCGGCAGCUGAUUUCGAUCCUCAGGCUCGCCAUAGACCGCAAAGACUCGUUUUCUUAUCACGAUUUCUAAUAUUACCUCAACUCCUGGCACGGAAUUUGAAGAAUCAUCCUCUGGCUACUUCUCUUCUGCCAGCCCAGCUGGCCCUUGUGUACUAAUAAUUCUUCGGCUGGGGCGUUCGUUGUACUUUUAUUCCUUCCGGUUCGUCGUUAUCCUUUAUUUCUUUUCUGUCUUGGAGAUCUCAUAGACGCGCCUGACUAUGUCUUCACCCGAGAGUUUGUCUUUGUUUAGCGGUGUUCAGGUUUGGAGGAGGGUUGUACACUACAGUCUAUAGAUAUGGCGAGGUUUAAGAAAGAGAAGACAGUCUAGUUUUAUG